Molecule: messenger RNA, 3306 nt
Organism: Saccoglossus kowalevskii
Lineage: Eukaryota; Metazoa; Hemichordata; Enteropneusta; Harrimaniidae
Molecular function (GO): protein binding
Source: RefSeq, a predicted model, not a curated record
AUGGGGCCUGUUGCAGGUCUUUCUGUGGAUUCCCCCUCACAGGGUGCCGGGUUUGCCUCCGAGAUUCAGGCUUUGGUUGAGGGCCUGUCAGUACAGAUUGCGUCCCUUGCAGAAAGAGUACUGGAAGAAAUGUCAUUUCUUCAGAUCAGCAAUAUAGGGUUAAUUGAAGACAAGGUUCCAGAUGAAGAAGCUAUGGAAACUGACAAUGAUGUAGCUACACCUAACGUGCCUUCACAACGUGAUUCUUACUUGGACUCCACUAGUAAACAUGAUGGCUCUGAUGUUUCUAUGCAAAACACUUCACCCAAUGUUGACAAUGCAGAGCCAAUUACAGAUGAGAAUACUCCAAAGCCAAGGUCAUCUAACAAAAGUGGUGACAUAUCACAAACAAGGUCAAGUACAUUUGAAGAAAGUGAUGACAUAACACAGGCAAAGACAUCGGUAUUACAAGAAAGUGAUGAAAUAUCGCUAGCGCAACCAAGUGCAUCUAAAGAAAGUGAUGACACAUCAGAAGCGAAGUCAAUGGUAUUAAUGGAAAGUGAUGAAAUAUUGCAAGUGAAACCAAGUACAUCUAAAGAUAGUGAUGAAAUAUCGCAAGUGAAACCAAGUAUAUCUAAAGAUAGUGAUGAAAUAUCGCAAGUGAAACCAAAUACAUCUAAAGAUAGUGAUGAAAUAUCGCAAGUGAAACCAAAUACAUCUAAAGAUAGUGAUGAAACAUCACAAGUGAAACCAAAUACAUCUAAAGAUAGUGAUGAAAUAUCGCAAGUGAAACCAAGUACAUCUAAAGAUAGUGAUGAAAUAUCGCAAGUGAAACCAAAUACAUCUAAAGAUAGUGAUGAAAUAUCGCAAGUAAAACCAAAUACAUCUAAAGAUAGUGAUGAAAUAUCACAAGUGAAACCAAGUACAUCAAAAGAAAGUGAUGACAUAUCACAAGAGAAACCAAGUAAAUCACACAAAAGUAAUAAAGCAAAUCAGAAAAGUGUGGAUUCUUCCUGUGCUAAGUCAACAAACAGUGAUUCAGAUAGUGACUCAUCUAUGAUGUCAGACUUUUCACCUAGACCCCCACCUGGAAGAUAUGACAACACACCUCUCUCUGAAACAUUUGACAUGAAAACUACAGAUGGUGAAAAGGUGAAAAGUCCAUAUCUUUUUAAUGAUAAGAAGCAUGCAUUAAAUCUAGUGGAAGGUUUACAUGGGUUACAAAAAGAAGGCAAAUUAACAGACACCAUUGUAUCCAUAGACGGUAAAGAAUUCAGGUGCCAUGCUGUAAUUCUACUAGCAUCAGCUGAGUCAUGGAAAAUAAGACUCUCUUCUGCAUCAGAAGAAAAAGAUGGCACUAAAAAAAUUGUUUUGGAUGAAGACAUUGAUGCAACAACAUUUAAUCAUGUAUUAAACUUUAUCUACUCUGGUAAGAUAGAAGCCACUGAAAACAGCUUGUAUAGAUUAAAGGAUGCUGCUGAUACACUGGAAAUUCCUAUGCUCUCAGACUACUCAGAAAAGGUGAUUAAACAAGAAAAAGACGAACGAGAAAUGAAGUCAAAGAUCCCAGAUAACCUACCAGAUGAGAUUCGCAUUUAUAUUUUCCAUCAGAGGCAGUCAGAAGCACUGAAAGAAGAAAAGGCACGAGUUGCAGCUGUAUCCAUGGAGAUAAUGAAGAAGUUACAUGAGAUGCAACAAGAAAAAACAAACACAGAUGUUGAACUGAAAGUAAAUAAUGAACUGAUUGAGGCACACAGAGUGUUACUUGCUGCUUGCAGUCCUUACUUUACUGCUAUGUUUACCAGUAAUAUGAAGGAAAGUUUGGAGCGUGUUGUAGAAGUCAGAAACAUAGAUGAUAGUAUUAUGGAAAAACUCAUCAAAUAUAUGUAUACUGGUGAGAUAGAGAUGGAUGAGAAUGACUCGCAGUCAAUGUUGGAGACAUCAUGCCUUCUACAAAUUCUGCCUAUUCUAGAGGCCACUGGACGCUUUCUAGCCAAUCAUCUUGAUCCAAUCAAUUGUUUUAGUAUGAAGCAGUAUGGUCAGAUUCAUUGUUGUCAGUCUUUAGAGACUGCAGCAGAUAUCUAUAUACUGGAACAUUUUGAUGAUAUAGCCCAACAGAGUGAUUUUCUGAAAAUUGGCCUGGAUGAAUUUACUACUUACUUGAAGAUGAAUGUCUGUGUUGAGAAAGAAGAUAUUAUAUAUGAUUGUCUUAUGCGGUAUAUUCGAUAUGAUUUAGAGAAUCGUAAGGACAGUUUGUCAGAAAUGUUGAAGAUGAUACGAUGGCCAUUCAUCAGCCAGACUUUCCUGAAUGAGAAAGUUAAAAAUGAUCCACUGAUUGUGGACUGUGAUGAGUUGUUUGAUGAGGCUGCCAAGUACCAUAAUUCAUCUAUACAGGAAAGAUAUGGAAUAAGACAAAAACAUAGUUGGUCACAUCCUAGGAGUUAUAGCCAGGUAGUUGCUGUCAUAUGUGGAUUUCGUACACCUCGCAAUGUGCGCAAUGUACAGAGUUUUGAUCCAGAUAGUAACAAAUGGCAACCAAUUGUAGAUUUGCCGGAUCCAACAUUUGAUGACAUCGUAUCUGCUGUGAAGAUAGGAACUGAUAUCAUGUUAUUCACACUGAAGGGAAAUGCAUGGCUGUACAACUCCAGUCAGCGUCGGUGGCUCCAAAUGAAAUGUCCAAAAAAUGUUAAUCGCUUUUUCUAUGGGGCUGCAUCAUUGAAUGAUAAUGUCUACCUUGUGGGAGGAAAGAACUUGGAAGGGACUGUCUAUAAAAGUGUUGAACGUUACAACCCAGUAACCAAUGAUUGGGACAAUAUUCCAGAAAUGCCAACAGGUGUACACUACCCUGCUGUUACAAGCCAUGCUGGGGAACUGUAUGUAAUUGGUGGACACACUGCAAAGUACCACAGUCCAUCUGGUGCUGUUCAGAUUUUCAACCCGGAUACAAAUAUUUGGCGAAGAGGUGCUGAUAUUCCUAUAUUGACAUUUAUAGCCAAUGCGCUGUCAAUUCAUGAGUAUGUGUAUGUUGUAAGUGGGGAGUACGGACGUAUGCAGCGUUAUUCUCCAAGAAAUGAUAGAUGGGAAGAAGCAGCCACGCUGGAUCAACGUCAUUAUUUAGGCACCAUCACUGUGUGUAAUAACAAGAUCUAUGCAAUCGGAGGCUAUUCAGAUUUCUCACAUUCUGAAAGGAAUAUCUCCAACAGUAUCGAGUGUUAUGAUCCUCAGAAGAAUACUUGGAAAACUGUAUCUGAGAUGCCAACACCAGUUCCAUGGCAUAUGAGUGUGGCACUUCCUAGAUGUGUAGUUGAAUGUCAUAACUGUGUGUAA